CGUUUUGAUUGGCUCUUGGUCUGUCCUACGCGGGGAUGACGUCGCCGUACCCGGAAGUGUGAGCGGGAAGGUGAAGCUAGGAGGAGAAACAUGGCCCGUAGUUUUCUGUGCAGAGCUGUCGGAGUGUUUCAGCUCAGCAGGACAUCAACUCAGCUGACAGGGAGUCGGUUUUACUCUCAGACUGAAGCGGAGCCGCUGACACUGAGACAGCAAAACAACGGAAUCAGGAGUAUAAUUUUAAACAACCCCAAGAAGAGGAAUGCUCUGUCUCUGUCCAUGCUGGAGUCCCUCAGAGAAAAUAUCCUCACUGAUGUCGACAGUGAUGAUCUCAGAGUUAUUAUCAUAUCAGCCAAAGGUCCAGUGUUUUCCUCCGGACACGACCUGAAGGAGCUGACGUCGACUCAGGGCAGAGAGUAUCACACAAAGGUGUUUCACACCUGUGCAGAGGUGAUGACUCUGAUACAAGACAUACCUGUGCCGGUCAUCGCCAUGGUGAAUGGUGUUGCCACAGCGGCCGGCUGCCAGCUCGUUGCCAGCUGCGACAUCGCCGUGGUCACGGAGAAGUCCACCUUCGCCACUCCAGGUGUCAGCGUGGGUCUGUUCUGCUCGACGCCGGCAGUGGCCAUCGGCCGAGCCGUGCCGAGGAAGGUUGCCAUGGAGAUGCUGUUCACAGGAACUCCCAUCUCCUCCCAUGAUGCUUUGCUGCACGGUCUGGUCAGUAAGGUGGUGCCAGAAGAGCAACUGGAGGAGGAGACAUUAGCCAUCGCCCAGCGUGUGUGUCAGGCCAGCCGACCUGUCGUAGCCCUCGGCAAGGCCACUUUUCAGAGACAAAUGGCUCAAGGUCGAGAUGCAGCCUAUGCCACCGCCUCCAAGGUAAUGGUUGACAACUUGGCUCUGAGAGACGGACAGGAGGGGAUCCGGGCCUUCAUAGAGAAACGCAAACCAGUGUGGAGCAAUAAAGCAGAAAAAGCUCAUGACUGAUUGACUGCUGGAGACUCGCAUGGUUUUCAGUCAUUGGUGUGGAAUAAUUAGCUCCAGUCCCAAGCUAAUGUAUGAGCUGUUCUGCAAGUAAAUGGUUGAUUUGUACAAGUGGACAAUUGUUGAUUCUGUCUUCCUUGAGGAUUUCUUCAAUUUUGCUAAACAAUUUUUGUGCCUUGAAAGCUUCAACGUGGAAAUAAGGAAGUUACCACCCAGAGGACUCAAGAUGUUUAAUGACAUAACAGAGUCAUAAAGCUAAUGGAGAAUAAGUGCUGCUCACUGUAUUUGUAUAAUGUUAAAUGAUGUUUAAUAAUGUUAAUAUGGUUGGAAUCAGUAGGACGUUGGGAAGUAAAAGUCUACAUUGCUUGUUGCACACUUUGUUGGUGAGUGAAAGUUUAACGAACAUGAAAAUGUCCUGGAUAAAUCAUCACCAAUGAUACCAGAAAACAUGAAAACAUCUGGUUCUUUAAAGGUACCAGUUAAUUCAUUCCCAAUUUGUCAAAAACUGAUGCUUUGGGACUUGGCUGCCAUCUCAAAGAGUCAGUUUUUAACAAGAUGGGAAACCUAGAUGACUGGGGAAUGAGAGUCAAAAAUCCACUUUUUCUCACAAAAAGCACCUUGAAUGAAAUGUCAAAGAUACAAGUUUGUGUGAUAAAUGUAAAAAAAAGAUGUUAA
Molecule: messenger RNA, 1653 nt
Organism: Acanthopagrus latus (yellowfin seabream)
Lineage: Eukaryota; Metazoa; Chordata; Actinopteri; Spariformes; Sparidae
Gene: echdc3
Product: enoyl CoA hydratase domain containing 3
Exons: 6
Coding region: 91-981 (296 amino acids)
Cellular component (GO): mitochondrion
Molecular function (GO): hydro-lyase activity
Source: RefSeq, a predicted model, not a curated record